Messenger RNA from Exophiala bonariae, 1665 nucleotides. RefSeq lists its product as uncharacterized. The transcript has 16 exons. Gene Ontology annotation, cellular component: membrane. Gene Ontology annotation, molecular function: carbohydrate:proton symporter activity. Gene Ontology annotation, biological process: transmembrane transport; carbohydrate transport. Lineage: Eukaryota; Fungi; Ascomycota; Eurotiomycetes; Chaetothyriales; Herpotrichiellaceae. The record is from RefSeq and is a predicted model, not a curated record. Bases 1 to 1665 code for a protein of 554 amino acids.
AUGACUACCCUAGUCGAGAAGGCCGAGGCCCUGCACCUCGAUGGCAUCGGUGCCGAUCUUGUCGGUGUAGCAGAAGUUGAUGGAUAUGAGAGCUAUGGACUCGUCAAGUCUAGAUUUGAUGAGCUGUCCAUUCCUCGCACUGUUUGGGUUUUCAAGCGAGUCCUUCUCGUCACACUCGCGGUCUAUACUGGCUAUGUUUGCGAAGGCUUUGAGCUUGGUGCUGGCGGUGCCAUCAUAGCAAAUGCCGGCUUCAUCAAGCAAUUCGGUGAUGGUAGUACAGGUGUGAGAGCACUUGACGCAACCUGGGUGUCCACGUGGAGCGCUCUUCUAAAUGUUGGUCAAAUCGUCACCUUCACCCACAUCUCUUGGUUCGCCGAUAAGUAUGGCCGCAAGACUUCGUUCUACUUGGCAUGGGCCUGGCUUGUUGUUGGGUGUACUUUUCUCAACACAGCCAAAAGUCCCUCAGUCUGGGCUCUUGGGAAACUUUGCAAUGGCGCAGGCAUCGGCGUAUUACAAGUAACAUGCCAGGUAUAUGUCAUGGAGAUCAGCCCGAACAGAAUCCGGGGAGGAAUGGUCACCUUGCAAUCCAUCUGGAGCAACAUAGGAGGUAUCAUCUGCGCCGUAAUGAUGCAACAGCUCAAUAAGAAACACGCCGAUGACUAUUUAUUGGCCAUGCGAAUCAUUUGGGUUCCAGUCGGCCUCAUGAUUGUUUUUUGGGCCUUUGUUCCGGAAUCACCCUGGUUUCACGCUCGGCAUGGAAAUAAAGAAAAGGCGAUGAAAGCGAUGAAACAACUGUACGGCGGCGUCGAUGGCUAUGACUUCGAAGAGGAGUAUGGGAUCAUUGAGAGGACGAUCGCACAUGAAAGAGAUGUGCUUGCAGAGACGCCAAGUGUUGUUCACGUCUUCAAGGGACUUAACUUAAAACGGACACUCACCGUGAUGGUUCUUGCAGUCACCCAGCAACUCUGUGGCCUCGCCAUCAUCUCUACAUACUCAACAUAUUUCUUCUCUCUAGCAGGUCUAGACGACCCCUUUCUCGGUUCCGUCAUUCUGAGCUGCUGCAAUCUCCUCGCCGUCUUGCUUUGGGCCGGAAGCGUAGACAAGCUCGGUCGUCGCACCAUCAUCAACACAUGCCAAACAGCGACUUGUGGAAUCCUCUUUAUUGUGGGUGGUUUGCACUGGUCAGGGGCGACGACAGGCAAUGCUUCGGCUGGCACCGCUCUGCUGGUCAUUUGCUGCUUCUGGACCUUCUUCUUCACCAUCAUCGCCAUGUCGUAUUAUGUUUUCUCAGCUGAGUUGCCAUCGGCUCUCCUUCGAGUGAAGACUGGCCCGGUGACUUUCUUUACGAACUCAGUCAUGGGUAUUGCUACCUGCUAUGCGACACCACCCAUGCUUCUGGCAUUGGACCUCAAAACGGGGUUUGUCUAUGGUGCCUUCUCGGUGCCAAUCUGUGUCAUCCUUUGGCUAUAUCUUCCCGAGACCAAAGGCCGUUCUGCCGCCGAAAUUGAUGAGCUGUACGAGCGCAAGAUCCCAGCGUGGAGGUGGUCCAAGACCGCAACAGCUGCUGAGGGACAAAUGCACGCAGUUGUGGAGGUGAAGGGUGGUGUCAAAUUCGCUCAGACAUCGAUUCACCAUCAAAAGGCCAAUAAAGCAGGAGAGCCGUAG